This is a messenger RNA of Struthio camelus australis, 908 nucleotides long. The record is from RefSeq and is a predicted model, not a curated record. NCBI's taxonomy places the organism in Eukaryota, Metazoa, Chordata, Aves, Struthioniformes, Struthionidae.
GUGCCCUGCACCUACGCCAGCGGCUUCGAGACCCACCCCAAAUUCUGGUGCAAACCGGGACAGAUUUACACCUGUGCUGGUAACAUUUACAUCAUCGCGACCUCGGAGCUUUAUCCCACGGUGCAAAAGGGCCGAGUCUCCAUCUGGGACAAUCGCACCCAGCGGGUGUUCAUGGUGACCGUGGGGAACCUGACCGAGGGGGACACGGGCACCUACCGCUGCGGGGUGGAAAAGACAGUUCGCAAUGACUUUCACACGGUGAACGUGUUCGUGAGCCCAGCUCUUUCUUCUUCCUCCUGCUCCCCGAAAACAGUAUCUCCCUCAAGUAUAGAGCAUCCUGCUCUCACUACCUCCACAUCAGUCCCCACUCAGGCAUCUCCCGAAGAGAGAGCUGCUAAGGAAGAGAGAGCCACCUCCCCUCCCCACAGAGGCGCCAGCCCUCGGCACUUGGACCUGGUCACGGAAGUCCUGAUUCCAUGCAUCGUGGUGGUUCUUCUUUUGCUUGUACUUGGUGCUGGAGCGUUGGUUAAACUGUCCAGGAAGAGGAAGAAAUCCCUUGCAGGAGCACCCGUAGAGAUGGGCAUGACCUGCAGCGCCUCGAGCACGGGGACCAGCCUGCAUUAUGCUGACAUUAAUCACCCUGCAGCCCCAGACAACGGCGAGCUGUACAGCAACGUCAAGGCUUUCCUCAGCCUGGCGAACGCCGAGACCAGCUACGCAGAGAUCAAUCCAUGCUGCCAGGAGAAAGAGGCUCUUUGUACCACCGUAAGUGCAUCCCCCCCGGAGCAGCAGGACCUCUACGCCAACGUGGCGCCGGCCCCGCGUCCUGCAGAGCCGCUCUGCAGCACCGUGGAGAAGCCUUGAGACCCGCCACCGGACCGCUCUCUCCGCCGGCGGCCGGCGCGGCG